CCCUCCACCCUCCUGAUGGCCAAACCCCGGUACACCGGACCUCCCGCCGCUUCUCUAACCACUGGCAAGAUGGCAAGUAACCGGUACACCAACAGAUUCCGUCCGGUUUGCAAUGCGUGAGGGCAAACACUGUAGCCCAAGUAACACAAAACACAUUAGACUUCAGGGAAGAUGUGUUUUUUCAAGUUGAGGGUGUAAUUUGGUGGCCAAUUGCACAGUAUACUGGUAGUAAUGGGUUUAGGUUAUAAUGAAUGACUGAAGUGGCAAUUCCACUGAAUGUCCAUUGCAUGGAAUAAGGGGGCUUGGUGUUUAUAUGGUGGGGGAGGGCGUCAUGCUAGAAAUGCCCCAGCCGCUGACGUUGGGGUUAGUUUUUAGCCCCCCCCCCCCAAAAACAAGUCCAGCCAAGAGAGAGAAUUCAGUACUAUUUUGUUUUCAGUCUUUGCACGUUUUCAGCACUUCAACCAUAUUUAUUGUAUUUAGAAACAAAACAAGGAUGUGAGUUUGGUUGCACUGUAACAACAUCAAGAUUUUGGCAUAUUAAUGCAAGAAAUGAUCGGUAGCUUUGUAUUCAUUUCAGGCUGUCCCUGAAGGCAAUAUCUGACCAGCCAUCUUAAAAGAGGCUUUGAAGACUCUAGUUUUAUUUUUUUCAUUUCUCCCCCAGAUGGCGCCACUUUCCAACCAUUCAACGCAUGCAGCAACAUUUCCCCUUUUUUACUGUCUCUUGCCAGAGUGCAUUCGUACUGGUUUGAUCAGUAAAAUAAUGCAAUCAUUUAUGGACUACAGGCGUUCUAGUUUUAAUGUUUCCACCAGAUGACACCACUUACCUCCAUUCAAAGACCUCACUGAGCUAUUAACUUUCAUUAAUAAAGGAUUAAAAUGACAUCCAUCCAUUUUCUGGAGGAAAAAAAAUGUUUUCUAUAUUAGGAUUGCAAAAUGUGAUGAUUUUUUUUUGUUUUGUUUUGUGUUGCGACCAAACAUUUUUUCGUAAGGUGAAAACAUUUGAGAAAUUAAGGUAAUGUAAUGCCUUUGUAUGUGGGAAAGGAAAGUUAUUUAUUUUGCACAAAUGUCUACUUAUGACCAAACAAUUUUUUUUUAUCUAUCUUGAAUUUGAUAACUUUACAUUAAAUUACCCUUAAUUCCCAGUUAAUUCUCAUAAAUUCCCUUUUUUUUGGAAGUUUCCGAUUUAGAAUAUUUCCAAAAUUUCCCAUCUUAAAUGCCAAUUUAAAUUUCCCCCCAAACUCUUACAUGAAAGUUCCCAUCCAUUUGCAAACCUUUAUAUUAAGAAAUAAUAUUUGUAAAUACAACUUUGGGGGACUGUAUACAUACAGUGAGUGGUACCUCAAUUUAGAAGUGAUCGGACAAGUUUUUUGAAAUACAAACUCAUUUGGACGUAUUUUUUGUCUUGUGUUAUGAGCAAAAAUUUUAGUUACGAGCGCUACCUAAGUGGCAGUGAACUUCACAACACAUUGCAGUUUUGCAGAUAGUCAACAAUUCUAUUUAAAAAAGAGUCUUCAAGCUGUUUAUUGCCACUCCCAGUUGAAGUUUACUGUCAAACUAAACAUAAAACUAAGAGAAUUACAUAUUGUGCAUUUUACCAAACCACAUUAACCUUGUUUUAUGAAAGUCAGCUAUCUUAAUGCUGACACAUAAUGCAAAACACCAUAGAGGGGGGCUAAUGAAACUAGCAAUGACGUUGCAGUAAUUUUGAAACCUUUAAACAAUUUAUAUUUCAACACAUUCUGUAACAACACAUUUUCUGUACUGCUUGUCCUCUGUCGGGUCUGCUGGCACCUAUCCAAGCUGACUUUGGACAAGAGGCUGGGUACACCAUGAACUGCUCGUCAGCCAAUUGCAGGGCAGAUAUACCUGUAGACAAACAACCACACACAUUCCCACCUACAGGUAAUUUAGUCUUCAAUUAAUGUAAGAAAUACUCACAGACAUAUAUUCUUUAUCUUCUGUGAAAAAUAACCAGUAAUAUUGCAGCUUAGUAGCGAAAGUCUUUUGUUUCAUCAUCAAAUCUACGUGCAGGAUAGCUGUAUGUAUUUUACUGCCCCCUGACGGCCAAGGUGUUCACAGCAGAAGCAGCAGCACAAUCCCAUGGAAUUAUCAUGUUGCACAGAACUGUUUAAUUUCUUACUUUCCAUUGAUUAUGUUAUUAGUUGCAGCCCUACUAAUAACAUAAUCAAUAGACAGAUUACCAAUGAUUAUUUUGAUAAUCUAUUGAUUUUUUUUCCCAAUUAUUCACUGAAUCGAAUAAACAAAUCUAUUUCGAACCCUCUAUUUAAAAACACGGCGUUAUUUCAAAUUCAUAGUGCAGAAAAUAGACAAACCAAAACUGAUUAUGAUUCAGUUACUGGUUUGGUCUGUAAGAAAAGCAAAAAAAUUGGCAAAAAUAUUGAUCAUUGUUUUUCAAAGCAAAAUCAACUGUUUGGAACUGUCUUAUUUUGAUUAAAAACAAAGAUUAUCAGCAUGCUUUCAUGGAGGACUACAGAAAUCUGACACUAUUUACUGUUGAGAGGCGGAAAUUCAGAGGCUUUGGACAAUUUUAAGUUACAAAAAGGCCCCGAAACAAUUAAUUAUUUAUUAAAAUACCAGUUUGAUACUAGCUUAGUUUUCGAUUAAUUGUUGCACCUGUAGUUAUUAGUGUCUGAUUUUUAAAUAUAUAUAUUUUUUUACAAAGUACAGUACUGUACAAUGCUAUUUUUCUUAAUAAAAAACAUUUAAAAAAAAUUUGCUGGUGUAUUUUGUUGCACUUGAUCAGAUAAAUGGCAUCUCCAUUCGUUGCAAUGGAGAAAGACGAUUUGAGAUCAGAGUGUUUAGACUCAAAACACGUAACUUGUACUACAAAUAUUGUCAUUUUGAGCAUUUAUUUGCAGAAAAUGAAAACAUGUAAAUAAAGACUUUUUUGGGGGGGCGGUAUUUAUUUUUUCCUGGCGCUAUAUGUAUAUUGAAGGUUGGUCAAAAUCCAAAGUUAUCAUUACAUUCUUUUAAAAAGUGUUAUUUGUACUGGUCUGCCAUAGAGGGUGUCCCUAAUAACGUGUCCCGAGUUUGUCUGCCCUCUCUGCACGUGAACAUGCAGCCCAAGCCGAGCCCAAAGCUACUGAUCCUUGCUGGCACCCUACAGAAGUCCCACCCCAACCUCCUCUUCCUCAUCCCCAAGGAGAGCACAUUAGCUUUGGCAGUGUUGUCGGAUGCAGCAGGAAGCGGAUGCGGCGGGAUGAGAGGACGCAGACGGGAUGGAGGAGGAAGAGGAAGAGGAGGAGGAGGAGGAGGCUUUCAAGGAGAGUGAAGGUGGAGAGGCAGGACUGCUCUCUCGGUGGACGAUGACACAUUCUUAGUCCUUGUGGAGGAACAACAUCACUAAGAGGGCAUUCGAGUUGUCGCAUGGAGAAAAACAGGAUUUCAGAUAGUCCCUGAAGAUGACACAAGACCUGAUUGAGAGAUGAAAUGAAACCAUUAUUGGGAUUGCCCUCAUGUUGUCCACGGCUCAGCAGAUGCUGCAGGACAGCCGCUCCAAGAUGAAGCUUCUCCGGCUGCACAUCAUCAAAGUGGCGCAGGCCGCAAGCGACCAAGACAAUCAAGACGCAAACAUCACAAUGCACCAAGGGACAUCUAAGGCUGAUGCCCGACUGGCCAAACUGCAUCACUACACGCAGCGCGAGCACGAUGCCCUGCGACUGGCCGAGGAUGUGCUGACGCAAAUGGACGCCGUCUCCUCGCUGGAUCACGAGGCUCGCACGGAGGCUGAGACACGGCGCGACCAUUCGUCCCAGCGUUUGCGUCUCCUGCGGGCGUCCGUGGAGGCAUGUCUAAGGGACGGCAGGAGGGCCACCACGCCCGAGAGGACUGACGCCCACUCAGAUCCGGGUCCGUGCCCGGCAACCAUCUCCAGUCAGCUGUCCAGCAGACCUGCCUCGCUGACAGGGAAGAUGGAGGUCAGAUUGCUUGGAUGUGAAGAUUUGUUUUCACCUGUUGUUGACCUAACAUCUGAGACGAGCGCCACCUUGAGGCUGGAUGGGAGAGUGGUGGGCAGGACGCGCUGGGCAGCGGCAGGCAGGCUGAACUGGGAUCAACCCUUCUGCCUCACGCUGGAGCGAUGUCGUGAGUUGGAGGUUGACGUGUUUUGGCGGGACGCCAGCAACAUGUGUGCACUCGGGUUCCUGCGCCUGGACCAGCUCCUGGACCAGCAGAACCAAAACCAGGAAGACCAAGACAACGGCCAUGUCUCCUCACAUGUGUGGUGUCUGGAGCCCAGAGGCCUCCUCCAUGCUCAGUUUGACUUCCUGGACAUGGUGGUUGAGCGACAGCACAAACUACGACGCCAGCAGUGCAUCUUCACCAAAGAAAGAGGUAAGAACUUCCUUCGUGCGGCUCAGCUGAAUGUGAACUUUUCCACCUGGGCUCACCUGAUGCUGAGCGUGCUUCCUGGUUAUGGGUCCUUCACUGCUGACUCCGCCUCCAACCCCGCCCCCAAGUCAUGCAUGCCACCACCAUCAAGGUCUCCGUCGCCGCCAAGUGAGGCACCGACAAGCAGAAGUCCUCCUGGCCACCAGGAGGUGACGCAGGAUGACGGCGACGCCACACUUAAUGAUAAAACCCCGGGAACGAUUCAGCAACAACAGAUGUCGUCCUUCACCAGGAGAAAAGAAAGUCAAGACCACUCAGCUUCUCCUGUCAAGUGGCACAUGUCAGAUCUGCGCUAUAUGUCCGUGCUUGGUAGAGGUCAUUUUGGCAAGGUGCUGCUGGCCGAAAUGAAGCCCACGGGCCGCCUGUACGCCGUCAAGGCCUUGAAGAAGAGCGACGUGGUCACACGUGACGAGGUGGACAGCCUGAUGAGCGAGAAGAGGAUACUGGAGCUGAUCAGGACACGGCGUCAUCCUUUCCUGGUCCAGCUGCACGCCUGCUUUCAGACCAGAGACCACGUCUGCUUCCUCAUGGACUUUCUACCCGGAGGAGACCUCAUGAUACACAUACACAACCGAGCCUUCACGCCACAGCAGACCAGGUUCUACUCGGCCUGCGUGCUGCUGGCGUUGGAGUUCCUGCAUGUCAACGAGAUCAUCUAUCGAGACCUCAAGUUGGACAACCUGCUGAUGGACGCCGACGGCUUUAUCAAAAUGACCGACUUUGGACUUUGUAAAGAAGGGAUUGGUCACGGAGAUCGCACGUCAACCUUCUGCGGAACACCUGAGUUCCUGGCGCCGGAGGUUCUGACGGACGACGACUACACGCGGGCUGUGGACUGGUGGGGGAUGGGUGUGCUCAUCUACGAGAUGCUGGUGGGCGAGUCGCCGUUCCUGGGUGAGGACGAAGAGGAAGUGUUUGACAGCAUCGUCAACGAUGAUGUAACAUACCCCCCGUCGCUUCCGCCUGAUGCCGUGGCAAUAAUCCAGAAACUACUGAAGAAGAAUCCACUGAAGAGGCUCGGUGGCGGAGAGAGAGAUGCUAACGAGUUGAAAGGGGAGACUUUCUUUGAGGACAUGGACUGGGACGCCCUCCUGUCCAAGCAAGUGUCGCCGCCCUUCCUGCCAUCCCUAAAGACGUCGGCGGACGUUAGCAACUUUGACAGCGACUUCACGCGCCUUCAGCCCGUCCUGUCUCCACCCGCCACGCCCGGCGGACUCUCGGCCCAGCAGCAGGAAGCCUUCGCCGACUUUGACUUCUGCGCCCUGCACAGCUGACCCUCAUUCGCCGGCCAACAAUCCAUCCCCGAACCACUACCGUUCCCUGAUCUUCCAGAUCUGCUUUACUGUGAUGAGCUCUGCCCACUGCCGUGACCACACAGGUGGUCACAUGACUCCUGCAUGGCGCCUGAUGUAGCAUUAUUAAAAUAUAAUAAUUAACAAAGCCAUGGAAAUGCUAAGAGAGCCAUACUUGUAGUUUACGGCCACAAACAAAAGUCAUUUAUUCAUCACGAUACACAGCAGACGUUGAAAUAUGUCAAGACAUUAUUAAGGAUUGACAUUAAUAAUGACCGUCAGUAUGCAAAAGAAAGGGGGAAAAAAACAAAGGAACCAGACUGUUAUUAAAUGUUACUAAAUGCUAUUUAUGCUAUAUGUACUGUAUACGAGAGAAUGAAUGUGCGCAAACACCACCACGAUCACCACAUUGUUUUUUGUGUGUCUGGUCCUCAAUAAAUUAAAUAAGUUCA
Phyllopteryx taeniolatus (common seadragon) is the source of this 6154-nucleotide messenger RNA. RefSeq names its product serine/threonine-protein kinase N2-like. The record is from RefSeq and is a predicted model, not a curated record. The transcript has 21 exons. Gene Ontology annotation, molecular function: protein serine/threonine kinase activity; ATP binding. Lineage: Eukaryota; Metazoa; Chordata; Actinopteri; Syngnathiformes; Syngnathidae. Bases 3477 to 5684 code for a protein of 735 amino acids. Gene Ontology annotation, biological process: protein phosphorylation.